GGGAGCCAUUGGGCAAGGCGCCUGGCGCCCCGGUGACGCCACCAGGGCGCGCGGCCGUGACGUGCCCGCGCGGAGCCGCCGGAAGCGCUGCCCGGAGCGGGGAGAGCUGGAAGCGGCGGCAGUGUACAUGAAGCUUGAGAUCUGAAUCUGCUAUGACUGACCCAGACGUCCUCACUGAGGUCCCAGCAGCUCUCAAACGCCUUGCCAAAUAUGUGGUGCGUGGCUUUUAUGGCAUUGAACAUGCUUUGGCUCUGGACAUUCUCAUCAGGAACCCCUGCGUGAAGGAAGAGGACAUGUUAGAGCUCCUGAAGUUUGAUAGGAAGCAGUUGCGGGCUGUCCUCAAUACCCUCAAGGGUGACAAGUUCAUCAAAUGCAGGAUGAGGGUAGAGACAGCUCCAGAUGGGAAAACCACCCGUCAUAACUACUACUUCAUUAACUACCGCCUUCUGGUUAAUGUGGUGAAGUACAAGCUGGACCACAUGAGGAGGAGGAUUGAGACGGAUGAAAGAGACUCGACCAAUCGCGCCUCUUUUAAAUGUCCCAUUUGCUUCAGCACUUUCACAGACUUGGAGGCCAACCAGCUCUUUGACCCCAGGACAGGAACUUUCCGCUGUACUUUCUGUGAGACUGAAGUGGAAGAAGAUGAGUCAGCCAUGCCCAAAAAGGAUGCAAGGACACUCGUGGCAAGAUUUAAUGAGCAGAUCGAGCCCAUCUAUGCGCUGCUUCGUGAGACAGAAGACGUUAACCUAGCCUAUGAGAUCCUGGAGCCAGAACCCACAGAGAUUCCUGCCCUGAAGCAGAGCAAGGAGCGUGCAGCUGGAACUGGCUCGGGGACAGCAGCUGGCCUUGCAGGUGGACACCAUCGGGAAGCAUGGUCUACAAAGGGACCAUCAUACGAGGACUUGUAUACCCAGAACGUUGUCAUCAACAUGGAAGACCAGGAAGAUCUUAACCGGUCUGCAAGUGAAGGAAAGCCAGCCAGAGAGAGGCCAAUUUGGCUACGGGAGAGCACGGUGCAGGGAGCGUAUGACCCUGAUGAAAUCAAAGAUGGGAGCCGGGAUCUGGGUGCCUUCCAGGAGCGUGAGGAGGGCCGGGCAGCUCUGGAUGAUAACGAGGAGGUGAUGCGUGCCCUGCUUAUCCACGAGAAGAAGACGCCUUCUGCUUCAACAGUCACCGUCGGAGGUGCUGCUCCUCUCUCUGGUGCCAACGCUAGUGACUCCGAGAGUGAGACAAGUGAGUCAGAGGAGGAAUCCCCUCCCCGCCCUCCCACCACGGCCACCACAACAUACGGGCUGGAGGAUGAGGAUGAAGAUGAAGAGUUUGAGGUGGUGGCAGAAGACCCCACUGUCACAGUGGCUGGGCGUCCACACUCAUACAGCCAAGUGAGCCAGCGCCCUGAGCUGGUGGCCCAGAUGACGCCAGAGGAAAAAGAGGUUUACAUAGCCAUGGGGCAGCGCAUGUUUGAGGACAUGUUUGAUUAACUGCUUCCUGCCGUGGCGUCUUUUAAAAACUGACUUUUUCAAGCCAGAGUGUCCCUAGUAGAACAGAAGACUGACACGCACCUUUCAUCCCCUGUGCGCAGGGACCCUGGGGCUUGGGACUGCUAAUCUCAGGCAUCGUGCUCACCAGUGCAGGGGAGCCGGGCACUGCGCGUGCCAAAACAGGUAGGGGAGGACAAGCCUCAGCAGUGAGGAUGCUUGCAAGGUAAAAAUCUGCUUUGGGGUGCCCUCCCCCAAUUGCUUGGAGCUGAUUUUUUUUGCAGAUCCUAGUGAAAUCCACAUCCCUGCCCUCAGAGGACAGAAGGGCUCCGUAGUCUGGUGAGAGCGCUCUGCAGAGGAGGGCUUAAGUCACGUUACAGCUGCCUGUGCUCAGCGAGGGGAGAGGGAAGGACUCGUCUGCCGAUGGCGAGCUUGGGCAGCACUUGCAGCUGCCCUACCAGCACCGCUGCCCACCAGAGCAGCUAUUUCUAAGCAGACCUGUGGGCAGCCACCUUUUCAUGCUCCUGUUCGCUCCUUACUAGGUCUCAGCACCUCAAGUAACUAGAAAGAUGCCGAGUGAAAGCCUUGGCAGGCACACACAGCUGCUCUUCGUUCGUGGUUCUGAGCUGUCAGAGCGCUCUGACUUGUCAGGGGACGCUCUCGAUUUCCAGUAUUGCUGCCUGUUGUGUCUGCCUCGCCCUGUCCGAACUCCAGCGUUGCAGAUGGUUCGUAGUGGGCAGGGCUGCGGUCAGGCAGUGCCAGAGAAAUGGCAUAGCUAGUUGUUCUUUGCAGUCACACCAGGGCCAUAUCAUUUUAAGGAAUUAUGCAAUUUUGAAUUCUGCAGUUUUGAAUUCUGCUUUGGCACGCUCUUUCACCAUAGAAAAAUAUUUAUCAGUGCCUACAGAGCAAUAUCAUAUUUUUAAUGUUUCUCUCUUCCAGUUGAAAAUGUUGCUUUUUAAAAUUGUUGUGUUUUCCUAUCCCGUACUACAAUAAAACAAAAUGACAAAAUAAUUUUUCAUGACAGAGGGUAGGGGCAGAUCACAUGCUGUUCCAUUUACAUGGGCACCAUGAAUUUGCUGUUCACUGAGACUGUAAAUCUGUUUUAUACUAACUAUGCUUUCUAUGCUCUGCUAACCUUGUAAUGCCUCCUUUGUGGUUUUAUUUUCAGCUUCUCGAUAUUUUGAAUCCCCUCUUUUUUUUAAAUAGUGUUUUACAUUUCCUUUUAAGUAAUUUUAAAGAGGAAUAAAUAAACAGAAAUUUC
Molecule: messenger RNA, 2739 nt
Organism: Falco peregrinus (peregrine falcon)
Lineage: Eukaryota; Metazoa; Chordata; Aves; Falconiformes; Falconidae
Gene: GTF2E1
Product: general transcription factor IIE subunit 1
Exons: 5
Coding region: 153-1481 (442 amino acids)
Biological process (GO): transcription initiation at RNA polymerase II promoter; transcription open complex formation at RNA polymerase II promoter
Cellular component (GO): transcription factor TFIIE complex
Source: RefSeq, a predicted model, not a curated record